AUGAAUUACCCUCCACGACCGCCUCCUGGCUACCCUAUGGGCAUGAAUCCUCCCCCUCCUCCAGGAAUGCCUGCUCCUUCCAAUGCGUCUUCGUCAAAGCUACCCAAAGAAGUAUUGGCGCAAAAGUCUCAAAAAUGGAUUCAGAUGCAGAAGAAGAGAUACGGCGAAAAAAGGAAAGGAGGUUACGUUGACAUGGGCAAACAGGACUUGCCCCCUGAGCACGUUCGCAAAAUCAUCAAGGAUCAUGGGGACAUGAGCAACCGCAAGUUUAGAAACGACAAGCGCGUUCAUUUGGGUGCUCUCAAGUAUGUCCCCCAUGCUGUAAUGAAAUUGCUCGAAAACAUUCCUUAUCCUUGGGAGCAAGUACGCGAAGUUCCCGUGCUUUACCACAUCACUGGAGCUAUCACUUUUGUGAACGAAAUCCCUCGUGUUGUUGAGCCUAUAUACCAUGCUCAAUGGAGCAGUAUGUGGUUGGCCAUGCGGAGAGAGAAACGUGAUCGUCGACAUUUCAAACGUAUGCGAUUCCCUCCGUUUGACGACGAAGAACCUCCUCUGGAUUAUGGCGACAACGUCUUGGAUGUCGAGCCCUUGGAGGCGAUUCAGUUGGACUUAGAUGAAGAGGAAGACUCUGCUGUUAUCGACUGGUUCUACGACCCAAAGCCGCUAGUAGAUACUCCCAUGGUCAAUGGCUCAUCGUACCGAUACUGGUCGCUUACGCUGCCGAUUAUGGCCAACUUAUACCGACUAGGUCGUACCCUCCUUUCCGACCAACCCGACCGGAAUGCUAGCUAUCUCUUCGAUAAAAAUGCGUUCUUCACCGCUAAGGCCUUGAAUAUGGCUAUUCCUGGUGGGCCUAAGUUCGAGCCCCUCUACCGAGACAUGGAUGCCUUUGACGAGGAUUGGAACGAGUUUAACGACAUUAAUAAAGUCAUCAUUCGCCAACAACUGAGGACCGAAUACAAAGUUGCCUUCCCCCAUCUAUAUAACUCCCUCCCCCGUUCUGUCAGCAUCUCGCCAUACCAUAGCCCUAAGAACGUUUACAUUCGCACCGACGACCCAGACUUGCCGGCAUUCUACUUCGACCCCCUGAUUAACCCUAUUUCGUUGAGGGGCUUUAUUCCCAAGAACGCAUCGCUUGUGCCUCAUGAGGACGCUAUUUUCGGUCCUAACGGAGCGGACGAUGAUGACUUUGAGCUACCAGAGGAAGUCGACCCCUUCUUGUCCCACAAAGACCUCGAGAAUGAUCUCACUGCGGACGGUAUUGCGCUAUGGUGGGCUCCCGAACCGUAUUGCAGACGUUCUGGGCGAAUGCGGCGUGCCCAGGACAUCCCAUUGGUGAAGAACUGGUACUUGGAACACUGUCCACCGAACCAACCUGUCAAGGUUCGAGUCUCAUAUCAGAAGUUGUUGAAGUGCUUCGUUUUGAACGAAUUGCAUACUCGACCAGAGAAGGCCAUGACGAAGAAGAACCUCUUCAGACAGCUUAAAGCUACGAAAUUCUUCCAAACAACCAAGUUGGAUUGGGUCGAAGCUGGUCUGCAAGUUUGCCGACAGGGUUACAACAUGCUGAACCUCUUGAUACAUCGGAAGAAUUUGAAUUACCUGCAUCUUGACUACAACAUGAAUCUCAAGCCCGUAAAAACCCUCACCACAAAGGAGCGUAAGAAGUCCCGCUUCGGAAAUGCGUUCCAUUUGUGCCGCGAAAUUCUCCGUCUUACCAAGCUGGUCGUCGAUGCUCACGUUCAAUUCCGCCUUGGAAACGUCGACGCGUUUCAGUUGGCUGACGCCCUGCAAUACAUCUUCGCUCACAUUGGUGCGUUGACGGGUAUGUACCGUUACAAGUACAAGCUCAUGAGGCAAGUCCGGAUGACCAAGGAUCUCAAGCACCUUAUCUACUAUCGGUUCAAUACUGGACCAGUCGGCAAAGGUCCUGGUUGUGGAUUCUGGGCCCCUGGGUGGCGUGUUUGGUUAUUCUUCAUGCGUGGAAUCGUGCCGCUCUUGGAACGAUGGCUCGGCAAUCUUCUCGCUCGCCAGUUCGAGGGGAGGAACAGCAAAGGUAUCGCGAAGACCGUGACCAAGCAACGUGUGGAAUCCCACUACGAUCUGGAGUUGCGGGCGGCUGUCAUGCACGACAUCCUCGAUAUGAUGCCCGAGUCUAUCAAACAGAACAAGUCGAAGACCAUUUUGCAGCAUCUAUCGGAGGCCUGGAGGUGUUGGAAAGCUAACAUUCCUUGGAAGGUCCCAGGCAUGCCGACUGCUAUCGAAAACAUCAUUCUCCGGUAUAUCAAGAGUAAGGCUGAUUGGUGGUGCUCGGUUGCUCAUUAUAAUCGAGAGCGUAUUCGCCGAGGAGCCACUGUCGACAAGGCUGUCGUCAAGAAGAAUCUAGGCAGAUUGACUCGUCUCUACCUGAAGGCAGAACAAGAGCGGCAGCAUGCUUAUCUCAAGGAUGGUCCUUAUGUUAGCGCUGAGGAAGCUGUCGCUAUCUAUACUGCGACUGUCCAUUGGCUUGAAAGUCGGAAGUUCUCCCCGAUUCCUUUCCCGCCCUUGUCUUACAAGCACGAUACGAAACUUCUGGUAUUGGCGCUCGAGAAGCUCAAAGAAGCCUACUCCGUCAAAGGUCGUUUGAACCAGUCGCAGCGAGAAGAAUUAGCUUUGAUUGAGCAGGCCUACGAUAAUCCUCACGAAUGUCUGUCACGAAUCAAGCGACUGUUGCUCACUCAGCGAGCCUUCAAAGAAUCUGGCAUCGAAUUCUUCGAUACUUACGAUAAACUCAUUCCUUGCUACGACAUUGAGCCUGUCGAGAAGAUUACGGACGCAUAUCUUGAUCAAUUCCUGUUCUUCGAAGCUGACAAGAGAGGCCUCUUCCCUGCUUGGAUCAAACCAGCGGACACUGAGCCACCUCCUCUCCUCGUUUAUAAGUGGUGUCAAGGAAUCAACAACUUGACGGACAUCUGGGAGACCAGUGAAGGCGAAUGUGUCGUAUUAAUGGAGACAGUACUGUCUAAGGUAUACGAGAAGAUCGACUUGACACUUCUGAAUCGCUUGCUCCGUCUCAUCCUCGAUCACAAUUUGGCCGAUUAUAUCACUGCCAAAAAUAACACUGUUCUGACGUACAAGGAUAUGGCACAUACCAACGCGUACGGUAUGAUUCGAGGUCUCCAGUUUUCUGCCUUCGUAUUCCAGUACUAUGGCUUGGUACUCGACCUCCUUAUCCUCGGUCUGCAGCGAGCAAGCGAAAUGGCUGGUCCACCCCAAAUGCCCAAUAAUUUCCUCCAGUACCGCGACUCAUCGACGGAGACCAGGCAUCCUGUUCGGCUGUACUCUCGCUACGUGGACAGGCUGCACAUCCUCUUCCGAUUUACUGCCGACGAAGCCCGUGACUUGAUCCAGCGAUACCUUUCUGCUAAUCCCGAUCCUACUAACAACAAUGUUAUUGGGUACAACAAUAAGCGCUGCUGGCCUAGGGAUUGUCGCAUGCGCCUUAUCAAACAUGAUGUCAACCUUGGGCGAGCCGUCUUCUGGAACGUUAAGCAAAGCUUGCCUCGCUCUUUAACCACCAUCGAAUGGGAAGACUCGUUUGUCAGCGUUUAUUCCCAGAACAACCCCCAACUCCUUUUCUCUAUGUGUGGCUUCGAAGUUCGCAUUCUUCCGAAAAUCAGGACUAUGAGCGGCGAGCAGUUCUCUCUCAAGGAUGCUGUUUGGAAUCUCACCAAUGAGCAAACCAAGGAGCGAACAGCACAAGCCUUCUUACGUGUUUCGGAUGACGGUGUCCAGCAGUUCAAUAACCGUAUCAGACAGGUUCUGAUGAGUUCCGGGUCUACGACAUUUUCCAAGAUCGUCAACAAAUGGAAUACAGCCCUCAUCGGCCUCAUGACGUACUAUCGCGAAGCUGUCAUCCACACCAAUGAGCUGCUUGACGCUCUCGUCAAAGCCGAGAACAAGAUCCAAACUCGUGUUAAAAUUGGAUUGAACAGUAAGAUGCCGUCUCGUUUCCCUCCUGUCGUGUUCUAUACACCAAAGGAAUUGGGUGGCCUGGGUAUGUUGUCUAUGGGUCACGUCCUCAUCCCUCAAAGCGAUCUUCGCUGGUCCAAACAAACAGAUGUUGCAGUUACUCAUUUCCGUGCUGGCAUGACGCAUGAGGAGGACCAACUCAUCCCGAACUUGUACCGAUAUUUGCAACCAUGGGAAGCAGAAUUCCUUGACUCCGCCCGUGUCUGGUCCGAGUAUUCAAUGAAGCGCAAAGAAGCCAAUGCUCAGAACCGUCGCCUAACCCUUGAGGACUUGGAAGAUAGUUGGGACCGUGGUAUUCCUCGCAUUAACACCUUAUUCCAGAAAGAUCGGCAUACGUUGGCCUACGAUCGUGGCUGGCGUGUCCGGACUGAUUGGAAGCAAUACCAGUUGCUCAAACAUAAUCCUUUCUGGUGGACUUCGCAGCGUCACGACGGUAAACUGUGGCAACUGAACAACUACCGGGUUGAUGUCAUCGCCGCUUUGGGUGGUGUUGAAGGCAUAUUGGAACAUACACUCUUCAAGGGAACAUAUUUCCCCACUUGGGAGGGUUUGUUCUGGGAGAAGGCGUCUGGCUUCGAAGAAUCGAUGCGAUACAAGAAACUCACCAACGCACAGCGUUCAGGUUUGAACCAAAUUCCUAACCGUCGGUUCACUCUUUGGUGGAGUCCUACGAUCAAUCGCGCCAAUGUCUACGUCGGUUUCCAAGUUCAGCUUGAUUUAACUGGCAUUUUCAUGCACGGCAAAAUCCCCACCUUGAAGAUCAGCUUAAUUCAAAUCUUCCGUGCCCAUUUGUGGCAAAAGAUUCACGAGAGCGUUGUUAUGGAUCUUGUGAGUAUCCUCAAUUUUCCGCUCGAACCCCUCCAAAUCGAGACGGUGCAGAAAGAGACGAUUCAUCCUCGAAAGAGUUAUAAGAUGAACUCCUCCUGUGCUGAUAUUCUUCUCUUCUCUGCCUACAAGUGGAACAUCACACGUCCAUCACUGGUCACCGACGUAAAAGAUGUUUUGGAUGGGACUACCAGUAACAAGUACUGGAUCGAUGUUCAGCUUCGAUGGGGUGAUUUCGAUAGCCAUGAUAUUGAACGCUAUACUCGUGCCAAGUUCCUGGACUAUGUCUCUGAUUCCAUGAGCAUUUACCCGUCUCCGACUGGUGUGAUGAUUGGAAUGGAUCUGGCUUAUAACCUUUGGUCGGCAUACGGCAACUGGUUCCCUGGCAUGAAACCGUUAAUACAACAAGCAAUGGCUAAAAUUAUGAAAGCCAAUCCUGCUUGUCAUGUCUUGCGUGAGCGUAUACGGAAAGGUCUUCAGCUCUAUUCCUCCGAGCCUACAGAACCGUAUUUGAACAGCCAGAACUAUUCGGAGCUUUUCUCUAACCAAAUCAUCUGGUUCGUUGACGAUACCAACGUCUACCGUGUGACAAUUCACAAGACCUUCGAGGGUAACUUGACGACGAAACCAAUCAACGGUGCGAUCUUCAUCUUCAACCCCCGUUCCGGACAGCUCUUCUUGAAAAUUAUACACACGAGUGUAUGGGCUGGGCAAAAGCGACUUGGUCAGCUUGCAAAGUGGAAAACGGCUGAAGAAGUCGCAGCACUGGUCCGCUCCUUACCUGUUGAAGAACAACCCAAGCAGGUUAUUGUCACUCGCAAGGGCAUGUUAGAUCCUUUGGAGGUUCAUUUGCUCGACUUCCCCAACAUCGUCAUCAAAGGGAGUGAACUCCAACUUCCCUUCCAAGCGUGCAUGAAGAUGGAGAAGUUCGGUGACUUGAUUUUGCGUGCAACUCAGCCUCAGAUGGUCCUGUUCAGCUUAUACGACGAUUGGCUCAAAUCUAUUUCAAGUUACACGGCUUUCUCACGAUUGAUCCUUCUUCUUCGUGGUUUGCAUGUGAACAACGAAAAAGCCAAAAUGAUCCUGCAUCCUGACAAGAAUACGAUUACCGAGCCCCAUUUCGUAUGGCCAACGCUAUCUGACGAAGAGUGGAUCAAGGUCGAAAUCGCCAUGAAGGAUUUGAUUCUCACCGAUUUCGGCAAGCGCAACAGUGUGAAUAUAGCUUCUCUAACCGCGAGCGAAAUUCGUGACAUCAUCCUUGGUCAAGAAAUUGCUGCUCCUUCAGUCCAAAGGCAGCAGAUGGCCGAGUUAGAAAAGAGUUCUGAAGCCCAGUCUCAAGUCACCGCAGUUCAGACCCAAACCACCAAUGUACACGGAGAUACUAUCCAAACGGUCACGACAACGAAUUACGAGCAACAGGUGUUCAGCAGCAAAUCUGACUGGCGGGUUCGAGCAAUUUCGGCUACACAUCUCUCGCUUAGGUUGCAGCACAUCUACGUCUCGAAUGACGAUGUCAAAGAUGAUGCAGCUUCUUAUACCUACGUGCUGCCAAAGAACAUUCUACGCGCAUUCAUCGCUGCAUCUGACCUUCGGACACAAGUCGCAGCUUUCUUGUACGGCGUCUCCCCUCCCGACAACAAGCAAGUGAAGGAGAUCAAGGCUAUCGCCUGGGUUCCUCAGCGUGGUAGUAAUUCCAAUGUUGAACUACCCACACAGCUUCCCAAAGACGACUUCCUUCUGAAGGACCUGGAGCCGCUAGGUUGGAUAAAGACACAGGCACUCGAAAUCAAUCAUCUCUCUCCCGUCGAUGUAUCGACGCAGGCAAGAAUAAUGGCGGAUCACCCUGAGUGGGGCUCGUCAACUAUGUGCAUCACUGCAUCGUUCACUCCUGGCUCGGUGUCUCUCUCUGCCCACUCACUCACUGUCGCCGGGUUUGAAUGGGGCAGAAAGAACACCGACACAUCGCCCAAUCCCCCCGGCUUCAAUCCCAAUAUGUCAGAGCGCGUUCAACUCCUUCUCUCCGACCGCAUACUCGGUAUGACAUUAGUACCCGAGGGUAGGGUAUGGAAUUAUGGCAUCGGUCUGACACAAUUGUGGGCACCGAAUCUCAGCUAUUCUAUGGUACUGGAUACACCACUUUUGUUCUGGGCUGAGGAGCAUCGCCCCGCAGCGUUCCUCACGUUUGCCAACCUUGAGCAAGGUGAGGACAGCGCGGACGUCGAGAACAGUUUUGCUUGA
Pleurotus ostreatus (oyster mushroom) is the source of this 7074-nucleotide messenger RNA. RefSeq names its product pre-mRNA-splicing factor 8 (gene PRP8). The transcript has 41 exons. The record is from RefSeq and is a predicted model, not a curated record. Bases 1 to 7074 code for a protein of 2357 amino acids. Gene Ontology annotation, cellular component: catalytic step 2 spliceosome; U5 snRNP. Gene Ontology annotation, biological process: spliceosomal tri-snRNP complex assembly; mRNA splicing, via spliceosome. Lineage: Eukaryota; Fungi; Basidiomycota; Agaricomycetes; Agaricales; Pleurotaceae. Gene Ontology annotation, molecular function: metallopeptidase activity; U1 snRNA binding; pre-mRNA intronic binding.